AUGUACUGGCCCCAUGGAGUUCCACGGGCCUAUGCGAUCAAUGGCCCUGGAAUUCCUCCUGUCGCUUCUAACGAUGAAGAGCCCGUAGAUAUUGAGGCCUCUGUGGAACAGAGGCUCACCUUGGAGGAUCAUGCCCCCGAACAACCGUCUGGUACGGAGUCGGCGUGGGCUAACGAGCCCAUCACUGGUCUCUGCGCCUCGCGAAGCGGACAUAUGUUCGCGACAAUGACCGAAACCUCAAUAGCCCUGUGGCAGACAAGGCCAACUGCUGUUGUCGCCGCUGUCGCCCGAUCCCCUUCGUCAUUAAGCACCUACGGCUCCAACGUAGCCCUCCUUAUCCACCCGGAUUCGACAAUCCUCGUUGUUCAAACGCUCAAUGGAUAUCUUCUCACAUACACUAUCGCCACCGACCCUAAUAGUCGAGUCUAUCAACAACACUUCGAUCACUCGACGCAAACCCGUCGCCAACAACUCGCUCGCGAGGAGGACGCGAAUGGGAUCCGGGAUGUUAGUGUUCGGUUCAGAAUGGCCAUCAAGAUAGAAUCGGGAAUAGUGAGAGCUUUGGCGCUGGACACUGAGCUUGUCGUCGCUACAGUAAAGCCCGCCGCCAUUCAAUGCAUACGUUGGACGCCAGACGCUAGUGGAACUCAGACCACGUCAGAACUCUUGAGCCGAAUUCUGGGCGUAUCGAAGCAAACAUCUAUAACGGAUAUGGUGUAUGACCGGGCGAUCAAUCUGCUGGUCUGGGUUACCAACGAGGGGCAUGCAUACGCGGUUCAACGCGUGUUGGAGCAUUCACAGAACCCAGAGACGCCCAAAAAGCUUUUCCACGGCCACUGCUUCCACAAGCCCACGAAAGAUGAGGAGAAAGCGGUUAAAGUGACGGUCAAUGCUCGAUUUUCGCUGCUGACCGUAAGCUGCGCCAAUGGAGAAAUCCUUGUAUACACUGCUAAAGACUACCUUGGAAACGUCCCGCUGUCGCACAAACUCCAGCUUCCGGCUUCCACUAGCACGACUGGGAACGUGAACUUCAUGAGCUACUCACCUGAUGGGUACUGCCUUUUUGCCGGCUACGAACGAGGCUGGACGACAUGGAGCGUGUUUGGCAAACCGGGCGGUAACAGCUUCCACGCUGAUCGAACUCUCUCGAAGGCCAAUAAUGAGAACUGGCUGACCGGUGUCCCCCACGGAUGCUGGAUAGGAGGAGGCUCCGACAUCAUCCUUGCGGGGAAGAAUGACCGUCGUCUAUGGAUUCUGGAGACCGCGCGGAGUGCUUUGACGGGUUGUUAUUCGUCCGCAAAUCUGGCCCGCGGCCUUCUCCAGACAGGCACGGAGGUUAUCCUCUAUCGGGGCCACGAUCUGCCUGACCUCAUGACGAUAUCAGGCAAAGAUUCACUAUGGCAUCACGCUCAAUACCCCCCCUCCUACCUCCACUCCCAGUGGCCGAUACGAUCGAGCGUAGUUUCACAAGACGGGAGAUAUAUUGCUAUUGCAGGCAGACGCGGCCUGGCGCACUACAGUGUGAAUAGUGGUCGUUGGAAGGUCUUCGAAGAUGCGAAAGCUGAAGACUCGUUCGCCGUCCGGGGCGGCAUGUGUUGGUAUGGACACAUUUUGAUUGCCGCCAUUGAGAGCGAUGGAUCCUAUGAGCUACGCCUUUGGUCUCGGGAGCAACCUCUUAGCAACCAUUCCAUUAUGCAUAUAGAGUAUCUUCCUUCUCCUGUGGUCUUCAUCGGACCGUCGGGCGAGGACUCUCUGCUUGUCUAUACAUACGACAACAUCCUUUAUCAUUACAUCAUCAGCUCGGUGCAGCCCCGGGUCUCGCUGGUUCCGGUCGGUCAGAUUGCCUUCAACGGCAUCGUACGAGCGCCUACUCGGGUGCGGGCCAUCAGCUGGGUCCUACCAGAGGACCAGUUACGAAACGGCGACCCUUCUCAGGACGUGAAAGUGGCAUCGGUAUUGCUCCUAGUCGAUGGAAACUUGGUUUUACUUCAACCUUCGAUGUCAGACACUGGCGACCUGAAAUAUGACAUGCGAGUGAUAUCCCACGAUGUGGAAUACUACAUCUUGAUGCGUGAUCAGCUCUCGUUCAAUUUCGCGCCGCCUAUGGAUGAGUCGGUUCCGCCGAGUCCUGCGGCCGAAAAGGUCUUGAACAUGUAUCACAGUAACCUGUCUCUACGGGAUUCCCUGUGGACGUUCUGUGGUAAGGAUCUACUCGCCUGGGGCGACGUGCAGGAAGUUCUUCGGCACGACGAUGUACCCAAAGCGAUCCAUAUUCCAUUGGACUUUUAUCCCCUGUCGGUCCUGUUGAACAAAGGCAUCGUGCUGGGGGUGGAGUCUGAAAUGACACAACGACGCGACGUCACAUUCGCUGUUCUCAAAUUCGCCAUCCGAACUCAUUUGUUUCUCCCGUACUUCUUCCAGCAUUGUCUGGAGCAAGGCGAUAUGCCGGGCGCUAUGUCACUAUGCCAUCAUUUCUCCCACCUGUCGUACUUCCCGCACGCCCUCGAGGUCCUGCUACACCACGUCCUAGAUGAAGAGGUCGACAAGCCCAAAGACAAUACGAUCGACGACCCGUCUCAGGAACACGGCCCUCUCCUUCCGUCGGUGAUAUCCUUCUUACAGGCAUCGCUGCCUGCCCCGGUGUACCUGAACACAGUCGUGCAAUGCACGCGAAAGACCGAACUUCGGUCGUGGCGCACGCUCUUCACAUACCUCCCUCCGCCCAAGGACCUCUUCGAGCAAGCGCUGCGGCUCAACUCUUUGAAAACCGCCGUCGGAUAUCUCCUCGUGCUGCAGGCGUUCGAGGACGACGACGGCCACGACGCACCGAUCGAAGACUACGUCGUCCGACUGCUGGUGUUGGCGUCCCAAAAGAGCGACUGGGAGCUGUGUGCGGAGCUUGCGCGGUUCCUCAUGGCCCUGGACGGGUCGGGCGAUAUGCUGCGUCGGACGAUCGCACGCUCUGGUCUGCAGAACGGCGGGUUCCCUGCAGGUCCGGGAACCACGAACGUCAAGGGACUGGGACUGGCGAUGACGCCGUCAUGGUCGUCGCUCUCGGCGACAUCCUCGAUCUCGCCGCGUCGCAGUCCCGUCCGGCGCGAGAGCGAUGUAUCCCCUGGCGAGCUGACCUAG
Aspergillus terreus NIH2624 is the source of this 3132-nucleotide messenger RNA. RefSeq names its product RIC1 family protein. NCBI's taxonomy places the organism in Eukaryota, Fungi, Ascomycota, Eurotiomycetes, Eurotiales, Aspergillaceae. Gene Ontology annotation, biological process: intracellular protein transport; retrograde transport, endosome to Golgi. Gene Ontology annotation, cellular component: Golgi membrane; cytosol; Ric1-Rgp1 guanyl-nucleotide exchange factor complex. Bases 1 to 3132 code for a protein of 1043 amino acids. The transcript is spliced from 5 exons. Gene Ontology annotation, molecular function: protein binding. The record is from RefSeq and is a predicted model, not a curated record.